AGUUCACUUUAAGUCAUGGAUGGUCCAGCACCAAAAGAGAUACAGCUCAGAGGAGUACCAGCGCAGGCUGCAGACCUUUGUCGGCAACCGGAGGAGGAUAAGCGCCCACAACGCUGGGAACCACACCUUCAAAAUGGGACUGAACCAGUUUUCGGACAUGAGCUUUGCCGAAAUAAAACACAAGUAUCUUUGGUCGGAGCCUCAGAACUGCUCAGCCACCAGAGGUAACUACCUGCGGGGCACUGGUCCCUACCCACCGUUUGUGGACUGGCGCACAAAGGGGAAAUAUGUCUCGCCAGUGAAAAAUCAGGGCGGCUGCGGCAGUUGCUGGACCUUCUCCACCACGGGGGCCCUGGAGUCCGCCAUCGCCAUCAAAACCGGGAAACUGCUGUCUUUGGCGGAACAGCAGCUGGUCGACUGUGCCCAGAACUUCAACAAUCAUGGCUGCCAAGGGUGCGUCCCUGCCCGGGGGCCCAGAGCCCCCCUCGUUUCCCACGACCGCUUCUCCUGGGGCCGAGCCUCCCUCACCCGUGUUCCACACCGUUUGCCUGAACAGGACGGGGACUGCAAAUUCCAGCCCAGCAAGGCCAUUGCCUUCGUGAAGGACGUAGCCAACAUCACAAUCAAUGACGAGGAGGCGAUGGUGGAGGCGGUGGCCCUGUACAACCCCGUGAGCUUUGCCUUCGAGGUCACCGACGACUUCAUGAUGUACAGAAAGGGCGUCUACUCCAGCACUUCCUGUCAUAAAACUCCAGAUAAAGUAAACCACGCGGUACUGGCUGUUGGGUAUGGAGAAAAAGAUGGGAUUCCCUACUGGAUCGUGAAAAACUCUUGGGGUCCCCAGUGGGGGAUGAAAGGGUACUUCCUCAUCGAGCGCGGAAAGAACAUGUGUGGGCUGGCGGCCUGUGCCUCCUACCCUAUCCCGCUGGUGUGAACCUGGACGGACGGACAGACGGACUGACGGAGGGAGUCCUGCCCUGGGCGAGGUGGCAGGGACACCGCCUGGGGCCUCGCCCCCGGGCCCUGCCUGCAGGCCUGAGGAGGAGGAGUCCCACCCGUGUCCUCUGACGCAAAGGUGGCCGCCAGCCCUGUGCCCGUAACGGACUCCAACCCAUGCGGCCGCGAACACUCUUUAUCUCCCACAGGGCCGCUUCUCACGUGUGGAGAGCGCCCGUGACGGU
Puma concolor (puma) is the source of this 1181-nucleotide messenger RNA. NCBI's taxonomy places the organism in Eukaryota, Metazoa, Chordata, Mammalia, Carnivora, Felidae. The record is from RefSeq and is a predicted model, not a curated record.